AUGAAGAAGAAUAAGGUGCCAACAGAAUUGAUUUUUUCACUUCCAAAUGAUUUGUUAGUGAACAUCUUAGCCCGUGUCUCGAGGUUGGAUUAUCCAAUUCUCUCCUUAGUCUCCAAGCGUUUCAGCUCGGUCCUUACUUUACCGGAGCUUUACCAGACCCGGUCACUAGUAGGUCUUACCGAGAAUUGUCUUUAUGUGUGCUUACUGUCCUCUCGUGCUGACCGUAUCCCUAGCUGGUUCAAGCUUUGUCGGAGACCUAUCCUAGCCAGUGACACUAGGAAGUCAAGUGGGUAUGUUUUGGCAACAAUACCAAUUCCACAUUCUCCUCCUUUGCACAGGUCAAGUCUCGUGGCGGUUGGUUCUAAUAUCUAUAACAUUGGCGGAUCCAUCUCCCAAUCCCAGUCAUCUAGUGUCUCAAUCCUAGACUGCUGGUCUCACACGUGGCUCGAAGGUCCAAGCAUGCAGGUGGAGCGGGAGUACCCAUCAGCCAGUUUACUUGAUGGAAAGAUAUACGUAACAGGAGGCUGUAGGUUGACGUUUCAUGGCUGUGGUGAUCAAACUGAUAACGUAGUGGUUGAUGGAAAGCUACACAGUUGUGGUGGGUAUAAGGGUGUGGCUUACAACCCCAAUGAUGGUAGAUGGGAUAGUUUAGGAUCAGAGAUGAAUUUGGGUCUGAAAUGGUCUUCAUCUUGUGUGAUAGAGAACGUGAUUUACUAUUAUUAUCACAAUGAAAAUAUCAAAUGGUAUGACACUAAGGUAAGAUCCUGGAGAACUUUGAAUGGUUUGAAAACACUACCUAGGUUUGCUCGUUAUGCCAAUGUUAGGUUGGCAGAUUAUGGUGGGAAAAUGGCACUUUUUUGGGACAAGUUUACUGGUUGUGGCAAUCAGAAUAGGAUGAUUUGGUGUGCGAUUAUUGCUCUUGAAAGACGCAAUAAUGAAGAGAUUUGGGGGAAUGUCGAGUGGUCUGAUGCAGUGCUUCCGCAUCAAGUUCCUAUGGCCUAUGUAUGUGAGUAUGUUGUUGCUGUCAACGUUUGA
Arabidopsis thaliana (thale cress) is the source of this 1035-nucleotide messenger RNA. Its product is annotated as Galactose oxidase/kelch repeat superfamily protein. The record is from RefSeq and is marked reviewed. The coding region runs from base 1 to 1035 and encodes 344 amino acids. NCBI's taxonomy places the organism in Eukaryota, Viridiplantae, Streptophyta, Magnoliopsida, Brassicales, Brassicaceae. The transcript has 2 exons.